This is a messenger RNA of Cladophialophora carrionii CBS 160.54, 432 nucleotides long. RefSeq lists its product as uncharacterized. The record is from RefSeq and is a predicted model, not a curated record. The transcript has a single exon. The coding region runs from base 1 to 432 and encodes 143 amino acids. Lineage: Eukaryota; Fungi; Ascomycota; Eurotiomycetes; Chaetothyriales; Herpotrichiellaceae.
AUGCCCUCACCCCCGGAAAGAUGGGUUGUUUGGAACACCAGCCCCCACCACUACUGCCACGACAAAUCCCUCUUCUUCAACCUCAAUCUGACCACGCCCAUGGACUCCGCCUCCUCCCAACCAGACGACCUGAGUCACCUGACCAAAGAGGACUUUAUCGUCCUCGGCCAAGGCGACGUCGUUAUACCCAUCCCGAACAAACCCGAGUCCAAGGUCAAGUCCAAGUUCAAUUCCCUCCGCUUGAGGGACGUGUUUUAUUACAAGACGGACAAGCCUAGGAACAUUAUAAACCUGACGCUGUUGUGGGACGACUAUCCGAAGUUGAUGCUGGGGAAGAUGAAGCUUGAUGACUUGCAUGGUACGGGGAUCGUGCAUGUUGAUGAUCCCGAGACCGUGAUUUUGGAGGUUGACGAGUUUGAUGAGCUCCGUUGA